AUCCUACGUCUAUUUUAAUACUUUGCAUAGUUGAAUAUUCUCUUUCGUCCAUCGUUUGGCUUUCGUCUUUUACCUAAUUAUCGCUGCGCUGGUGGCAGCAACGCAGAGGAAAAAAACCACCCGGGACUUCCGGCCAGCUUGCCUACGCUCUUUUACUCCCCUUACGCCCCUACGAAAUAUCUCCGCGAUGGCUUCGUCUAUGCAUCUGUCGAGGAUACGGAAAUGGCUGGCUUCGUCUCCUCCCGUCGAGGGCGCUAUAUACUACCUGCGAGAGCUGUUGAUCGGCGCGCUGCGACAGGGCCCUAUUCCACAGCAUGUCGCCUUCGUGAUGGACGGGAACCGGCGGUUUGCCCGCAACCAGGGCAUCGAGCGGGUGGAGGGACACAAUCUGGGCUUCGAGGCGCUGGCAAAGAUUCUAGAAGUGUGCUAUAGCUCCGGCAUCAAAGUCGUGACGAUAUACGCCUUCAGCAUCGAGAACUUCAAGCGGUCCAAGUACGAGGUCGAUGCGCUGAUGGAGAUGGCGAAGCUGAAGCUGCUGCAGCUGUCGGAGCACGGCGAGCUGCUGGAGAGGUACGGAGCGAGCGUGCGGGUGCUGGGCCGACGAGACCAGAUACGCCCGGAUGUGCUGGAAGCCGUGGACAGGACGGUCGAGCUGACCAGCGGCAACGGAGACGCCAUACUCAACAUCUGCUUUCCCUACACCUCGAGAGACGAGAUUACCUCCGCGGUCCGCAACACGGUGAUGGAGUACAGCACCCCGCUGGACAGGACCCAGCUUCCGGCAGUGAAUUCGCCGCGUCGACCGUUCUCUGAGAAGCGGAUUGUCGAGAAUAUUCGUGAGCAUACGCCCAGUGCAGACCCGCGCGAGUCGCUGUCAAACGGAAGCAAUAGUCCCGUCACUACGUCUUCGGCCAACGAGACGGCAUCGGACUCCAACUCGUCUCUCUCCUCGGCCACGACGCUGCACCUUGCAGCCUCCGGGGAGACGAACGGGAGCAGCGGGACAGGCAAGCAGCGGCAUCACCACCACCAUGAACGUCAACACCGGCAUCAUCAUCAGCAUGCCACUGCGUCGCCCGAGCUGUAUACCUCGUAUCCCCCCAACAGCGACCAGCUGCUGUUUCACUCGCCCGAGACGAUCACCACGCAGACGCUCAGCGACCAUAUGCUCACCGCUGGCUGUCCACCGCUGGACAUCCUGAUCCGCACCUCGGGCGUCGAGCGUCUCAGCGACUUCAUGCUCUGGCAGUGCCACCAGGACACCCAGAUUGUGUUUCUGGACACGCUGUGGCCGGCCUUUAGCCUGUGGGAGUUCCUGCCGGUGAUCUGGGACUGGCAGCGCAGGAUCAGGAAGACCGGCCCAAGACGAGAGCUCGAGUUCGACUUUCCCAGCGCAUACAACUCGGAUUCAGAGCGGAUGAACGCUGACAGUCCGUGGCUGACGGAGGACGAUGAUAUCAAAUUCAAGUCUCUAUAGACGCUACCGCCUGCGUAUACCCCUGCAUCUACCUACCUUUUGCCUACUCUGCCUAUACCUACACCUUCUUCUCCUUCUCCUUCUACCUAUGCUUCUUCUUCUCUACCUACUGUCUCUUACUGUAUAAUAGUAAUGAAAUCCGCAUAGACGAGUUCGUACAAGGUUCCUCAGCCAAACCACCGCGCCACCAGUAGACCCGAGCCAGUUGGGCAG
Messenger RNA from Trichophyton rubrum CBS 118892, 1690 nucleotides. RefSeq names its product di-trans,poly-cis-decaprenylcistransferase. The transcript has 2 exons. The record is from RefSeq and is a predicted model, not a curated record. The coding region runs from base 188 to 1477 and encodes 429 amino acids. NCBI's taxonomy places the organism in Eukaryota, Fungi, Ascomycota, Eurotiomycetes, Onygenales, Arthrodermataceae. Gene Ontology annotation, cellular component: lipid droplet; endoplasmic reticulum; membrane. Gene Ontology annotation, molecular function: ditrans,polycis-polyprenyl diphosphate synthase [(2E,6E)-farnesyl diphosphate specific] activity.